This is a messenger RNA of Chelmon rostratus (copperband butterflyfish), 3396 nucleotides long. It is a transcript of the gene slc25a29l, whose product is annotated as mitochondrial basic amino acids transporter. Gene Ontology annotation, molecular function: high-affinity L-arginine transmembrane transporter activity. Lineage: Eukaryota; Metazoa; Chordata; Actinopteri; Chaetodontiformes; Chaetodontidae. The transcript is spliced from 3 exons. Bases 969 to 1724 code for a protein of 251 amino acids. Gene Ontology annotation, biological process: mitochondrial L-ornithine transmembrane transport. The record is from RefSeq and is a predicted model, not a curated record. Gene Ontology annotation, cellular component: mitochondrion.
UGCGCCAUCUUCUUCACUCUUUACUCUUGUUAGGCAGCAACGCUGAGCCAGUUCUCUGCUGUUACUAUGUCGUAAGUCAGACCACUCUGUCGGUAACCUAAAGUUACACAGUCAGCCAACACUUGGAAUGACGUAAUUGAGCAAGAGAAAUGAUUAGGUCUGUGUGUUUUUGUUCUCUUGGUAGUUUGUAAAACUCUUACAUUUGUAGAUCAGGAUUUCUGAUACACUUUGUGUUGUUUCUAAACAGAUCAUUCAUCAGAAAUGCUACUUAUCCUUAUGUCAGUAUUUGUCAGCAACCAAGUACUCUGCAUGAAGUAUAAAGAUGAUCAGUUAGCAGUAUUGUUCCAGCUCAUAGUUAGUUGUAUGCUUAGCGUCAUAUCAGUGAAUGUAUUCUAUGUAUUGUGAUAAUCACAAUUUAUCAUAGGCUGUUUAUGGACAUUGGUUUCAGUUGCUGGCAUUUUGCUGAAUAACUCUGGUGCUUCCUAAUUCAAUACAGUCAUUGUUUUCAACUAAGCACAGAAUAAAUACAGAAAGACUGUCUUCACUACUCUCCCAUUGUGUGUGGUUUCUGACAUCACAUUUAAUGAUUCCUGUGAAUUAACUAGAAUAUUCAUGUAGGGCUGUUAACGUAAAAGAGUGCAUUCACUUAAUUUCUUUGAAAAGCCAGGGAAGUUUUAAAUGUAGCACACAGUUGUUUGAAACUGCAGCCGUUACAUGCAUACAGAGAUGGUGAAUGGUUUGGUUGUAGCUCUGUUGUGCCUUGCUUUUAAUGUCGUUUCUCCCCGAGCUGGUGUCCGGGGGGAAGCUGUCUUUAACAGCAGCAGUGUCACUGUGUUGUAGAUGAGAGAGAGAAAUAAACAACCUCUCCAUGGAAAUGUGACCUAGUGAGGCUUCAAGUCCAAAAUGUGGACAAACCUCUGUACCGUGGGACAUUUCACUGCUUCCAGUCAAUCAUACGCCAGGAGUCGAUGCUCGGUCUAUACAAAGGCAUCGGCUCUCCCAUGAUGGGCCUGACCUUCAUCAAUGCCAUCGUUUUCGGUGUCCAGGGCAACGCCAUGCGCAAGCUUGGCUGCGACACGCCUCUCAACCAGUUCCUGGCUGGAGCCUCUGCUGGAGCCAUCCAGUGUGUUAUUUGCUGCCCAAUGGAGCUGGCCAAGACACGCAUGCAGCUGCAAGGGACCGGCGAGAAGAAGUCCAAGAGGAAGGUGUACAAGAACUCCCUGGACUGUCUGGUGAGAAUCUACAGAAAGGAGGGAAUCCGAGGUAUCAAUCGCGGCAUGGUGACCACCCUGCUGCGUGAGACACCUGGUUUCGGUGUGUACUUUCUCACUUAUGACACAUUGACUCGCUCCCUGGGCUGUGAGCCAGAAGACCCUUACAUGAUCCCCAAGCUGUUGUUUGCUGGUGGAAUGUCUGGCAUCUUUUCCUGGAUCUCCACCUAUCCCGUGGAUGUGAUCAAGUCGCGUCUUCAGGCGGACGGGGUCGGUGGCGUCAACCAGUACAGCGGCAUUAUGGACUGUGUCAGACAGAGCUUAAAGAAGGAGGGGUGGAGGGUGUUCUCACGUGGACUCACGUCCACUUUGCUGCGUGCGUUUCCAGUGAAUGCUACCACAUUUGCCACUGUGACUCUGUUUUUGUUGUACAUGCGUGAGGGAGAGGAGUGUAUCAUUCAGGACUCUGAGCCACAGUCCGUCCAGCUGCAGCCUCAGCCGACUAGCAUGUAAGCUGCAGCGAGCACUACUACAGUCAUCAGCACACCUUUGGAGUGUAGAUGGAAUUUGCAGCUUCGUGCUGAUCUCUGAUCUGUUAACUGGUGUCAGUAAUGACAACCGUGAACUGAUCCUAGGUAAGCAUCUACCCAUGGAGCUUCAGCAAAGUGACCACAUGUAGUAUUUAAAUAAUAUAUAUUUUAAAAGAUAACAGCUGCACUUGUAAAUAUGGUCUGUUUUAAAAGUCCGCGGUUUUUGGUCUUGGUUUAGUUUUAAUUAAUUUAGGAAACUUGACGGUUACAAGAGUUAUACGUGUAUGUCUGGAAUUUAUGUUAACAACAGUUAGAUGUGCCUUGAGUAUUCAGACAUCAGUUACAAAAAAAAAAACAAUCAACAAGGCUUGGCAUACUUAUGAACAUUAAUGCAUAUGUAGUAUUUUAAAGGUUUAUUCAUUUUAAGCGGUUGACCAAUCCUUAAUACUCUCAUCAUGGCGUCCAGGCCAAGUCAUCCCCUGACUGGUACCCCCGUAUACUGUGAGCACAACAUUUCAGCAUCUCCUCGUAGUGGUUACAAAUACAAAGAAAGCCAUGUACAUGUACAUGUACAUGUACACUCUCCAUGUACAUUUAUUUAUGUUGCAUUCUUCCUCUGAGGUUACGACUGUAUAUGUAGUUAAACUAAAUUUGUGGAUGCUUUCUGAAGUUUUAAUCAAGUGUGAGGUUACAGCGCCCCUCCUUUUAUUUCAGUUCUUUGACAACUUUAAUAAUCUGCUGUGGAUUCUGAAGUUCAUAAUGUAAAUAUGACAGGCUCAGAUGUGGCCCAGUUGCAGUAUGAAAACAAUCAUGUGUAAUAAUUUCUUUCACAUGUUUCACUAUAUCACACAAUGACUGCCUGAAAAACCAAAUCUGAUGCAGUUCUUAAUUUUGUUCUGGACAUUGUAGUGUCCAAAGAAAGCACCUUAUGGUAUAAUAUUCAGCACAUAUGCAGUUAAAAACAAUUUUAAAACGAAUUUUUCACUGUACAAUAGAUUUUAUAUUUUGUAUUUCCCACUAAUGCAAAAUUCUGUUAUAGUGUUGAGCGAAAACAACGGCUUGAGACCUAAAGACAACAGAUUUCAGUAGCACUUGUAUUUAAAGUUGAAAUGUUCAGUACCAAAGAUUGAACCAACCUAUUUUGCUAAUGGUUCUGUUGUCUGAAAGCAUCUGAAAUUGACCUUACCAAGUUAUUUUUUUAAUCUUUGGACAAACAGAGUCUGGUUAGGACUCUGCUUCCCUGUCAGUAUUAACCAGGACACUCCCUGUAGGACAGACAGCAGACAGGCCUCCCUGACCUCUGCACAGUAAUGUCCUGUAUUUUCUCAGUAAACAGUUGAUAGGAGUUAAAAAUUAGACGUUUUAAAAUGGAAAGAGAACACAGCAGUCAAACACACACAAAACACCUACUUGCAGGUAACACGUGUAUGAAAAUAGCUCUUAAUAGCAAAAUAAUAAAAGUUACUUUCCUCACAUGUAGCCGCCACACAUCCUCAUAUCUACAUCUGUAGGUCUGAACAGGUGCUGCUGUUACUUUUCUUAUCAGUGAGUGGCAGAUGUUAGACUGGGACUGCAGGGUCCAAAGUGCAGGUCUGAAACCACUUUGGGGUUGUCCAAAGACAUAACAAUGUCCACACUGUAAAUCUUUUUUUCUU